Anoplopoma fimbria (sablefish) is the source of this 5430-nucleotide messenger RNA. RefSeq names its product casein kinase 1, gamma 2b (gene csnk1g2b). Gene Ontology annotation, biological process: positive regulation of canonical Wnt signaling pathway; signal transduction; peptidyl-serine phosphorylation. Gene Ontology annotation, molecular function: protein serine/threonine kinase activity; ATP binding. Lineage: Eukaryota; Metazoa; Chordata; Actinopteri; Perciformes; Anoplopomatidae. The coding region runs from base 698 to 1945 and encodes 415 amino acids. The record is from RefSeq and is a predicted model, not a curated record. Gene Ontology annotation, cellular component: cytoplasm; plasma membrane; nucleus. The transcript has 11 exons.
GACGGAGGCUUAAAGAGACAACAGCGAAAUCAUAGCAACUUGAGGGGGGCAAGAGAAACGCAAUGAGGAAGACAGCAACACACGAAGAACCACGACUGCGACUGCGUUUCGAUAGCUGAGAGUUUAAGAUAUCCACCCAACAUCAAACCCAUCAGUUACCUGUCUUUCUCGUCGCUGAUUUCUUUGACUCUGGGUUGCCACGUCUGAUGCAGCCCUGCAACAUGGAGAGUGUUCACUGUGUCACUGAAGGCUGACCAGAAGGAAUGAGGAACUCCAGGAGAUGUUCCAAAGUGGCCUUGUGGAUGCAGUAGCUCGGUUUCGGAGUGCUUUUUUAUGACUAGUAUUGUAUGUGUGUCUGUGGGCACAUCCUACCACAACCUGCCUAUUCUUCAGGCAGGGACAUGCUACUCUGAGACUGGAGCUGGAAAAACUCAAGACCGGUGCCCCUCUAGUAAACAAGGAACACAAAGUAAAAAAGGGAAGCACUCAGAAGAUCCGUCGGAUGACACACGGGGCACUUGAGCUCAUUUAAGUGUCUUCUGAACCAUUGCACAUUUUAACAGCAACAUCUUUCCUCUGUCCUGUGAGAUUUUGUCUCCCUACCCCUCCCUAAAGUGCCCCCUGUCGUUGUUAUUGGAGUUUCUAUGGUUUGCAUGGCUGGAGAAUAACCGUGGAGAGGCCAGGGUAUCACAAGCUUAUGGAUUUUGAUAAGAGAGGGGGCAAGGGAGAGACAGAGGAAGGGAAAAAGAUGUCUAAGACAACAGGCAGCAGGACUGGACAUGGGGGCCGGAGUUCGGGGACCAAUUCUGGAGUUCUUAUGGUUGGCCCAAACUUCCGUGUGGGUAAAAAAAUUGGCUGCGGGAACUUUGGAGAGCUGCGGUUGGGAAAAAAUCUCUAUACUAACGAAUAUGUGGCCAUCAAAUUGGAACCUAUAAAGUCCAGGGCACCACAGCUCCAUUUGGAAUAUAGAUUUUACAAACAGUUGGGAAAUUCAGAGGGAAUCCCUCAGGUGUACUACUUUGGUCCAUGCGGGAAAUACAACGCCAUGGUGCUUGAGCUGCUUGGGCCGAGUCUAGAGGAUCUGUUUGACCUCUGUGACCGCACCUUCUCCCUCAAGACCGUCCUCAUGAUAGCCAUACAGCUGAUAACACGGAUGGAGUAUGUCCACACCAAGAGUCUGAUAUACAGAGACGUGAAGCCAGAAAACUUUCUGGUUGGGCGGCCAGGAAGCAAAAGGCAGCACACCAUCCACAUCAUUGACUUUGGUCUGGCCAAAGAGUACAUAGACCCCGAGACCAAAAAACACAUCCCCUACCGGGAGCACAAGAGUCUGACUGGGACGGCACGCUACAUGAGCAUCAACACACACUUGGGAAAGGAGCAAAGCAGAAGGGAUGAUUUGGAGGCACUGGGUCACAUGUUCAUGUACUUCCUCCGAGGUAGCCUCCCCUGGCAAGGCCUAAAGGCAGAUACUUUGAAGGAAAGGUAUCAGAAAAUUGGAGACACCAAACGAGCGACACCCAUUGAAGUGCUUUGUGAAAGCUUCCCUGAAGAGAUGGCCACCUAUCUGCGCUAUGUGAGGAGGCUGGACUUCUUUGAGAAGCCUGAUUAUGACUACUUGAGGAAGCUCUUCACUGAUCUGUUCGACAGGAACGGCUAUGUCUUUGACUAUGAAUAUGACUGGGUCGGCAAAUCACUUCCCACACCGAUAGGCCCCAUCCCCAGUGACACGCCCCUGCAGCCCAGCAGCAGAGACAAAGCACAACAGCAGACCAAAAACCAGGUGAUGAGCUCCACAAAUGGCGAGCUGAACACUGAUGAUCCCACAGCCGGACACUCCAACGCUCCCAUCACCGCUCCCACCGAGGUUGAAGUGGCUGACGAAACCAAGUGCUGUUGUUUCUUCAAAAGGAGAAAGAGGAAAGCCCUCCAGAGGCACAAGUGAAAGAAGAUAACUUGAAACAUUGUGGUCAUUGUCAAGUUUUAAAUGGAAGCAACUACACAGACCCACUGUCCCUUAUCUCUUUCCAGUUUCCCCCCCUCACCUCUUUAUCCCUCUCACUCUAUUCCCACUGUCACUCUGUACCUCACCCCCUUGCGCUCUCUCUCUCUCUCGUUCUCAGCGCUCCCCGGCUACUGGCGAAGUUAAAGGAAUGUUGCAGUUCUACUGACUCCACAACAGACUCUUGAUUCCUUAAUCUACAAAAAAUAUACGUAUCUGCAUUACAAUGGGGAGGCUUGAGAAAAAGUAAAAAAAGCUGUAUCAAUGAAACUCGAAUACCGUGGCGUGAAUAAGAAAAAAGAUACUGUUUGAAACAGCUGUGUAUUCUAGAUUCCAUAAGAACGUGUGUUGUUCCACCAGUCAGCUGUUGAUCGGGGGAAACCAGUCGAGUGGUUCAAGUGGAAGGAAUCUGCUCCUUGGGAUUUUUUUCCUUUUCUUCCUUUGGUGUGUGUUUUGGGAUCAAGGUAAAGAGGAAAAGGUGAACUAUGCUGAUGUUAAAUCUGAGCGACACAGGAAGCAUUUCAUCUAUAAAACAGAAUUUGGAGGAUUUUUAUGUUUUUUUUUUUUUUUUUUUUUUUCUUUCUUUCUUUUUUUUUUGUAAUUGAAUCCUCAGUUUUCGAAAUCAAAGCCCUGCAUUGAAAACUUAUUUUAUGUUUUAGUGUUCUGGAGUUCAAUUAUUUUCCUCACUCUGGCUUUCUUUUUGUCCGUCAAUGUGGACUUUGUAGCACAGUCACUGGCCUCAGGUACUGUGGAAGAUUGAGACAAACAGAUAUUAAGCUCUCUUAUUAUUAUUGCACUUUUUGGAAAAGAAAGAGAGAAAACAAUUACAGUGGAGAACUUUAGGUUUGAAAUUAAGGAUUAAGAAAACAUCUUAAUAAAGACUGAUCUAGGAAGAGUCCUUCACAACGCUUAUAUCUGAGUUAUGGCCGAAAAAAUGUUGUCGAUUUACAUGAAGAAAAAAAGAGAUAUGUCUUUCGAUUUUUAUUUCUCACAUCAAAAAUAAUUUACCAGGAAAUCAUAGUUUGUGCCUUUCUAAGUAAAAUGUUUAAAAGCUCAAGUGGGUGUCCCGCAAUGACAUUUUAUCUAAUCUGUCCCAAAUACUCACUGGAUUACUCUGUCUGAUGUUCUGUCUGUUUGUCUCGCUCUCUGUGUGUGUGUGUGUGUGUGUGUGUGUGUGUGUGUGUGUGUGUGUGUGUCUGUGUGUGUGUGUGUACGUAUGUAUUGUGUGUGCGUGCAAAUGUCGAGGUUUUUAUAAGUGAAUGUGUAUGCUUUCACAUAUAAGCAGUAAACAUCCCUUCCCUUCAUCUGCUGUGACAAUCGACACACACAUGUACAGUGGUGUUGUUUGGUUUGGAGAGAUCAGUACUGUGUGUGGGUCUGUGUGUGUUUGUAUGUUUGUGUGUAUAUGUGUGUGUGUGUGUGUGUGUGUGUAAGAGGUCUCGCAGAUAACCCAAAUCUGUCAGAACCAUUGUUUCGUUUUGUCAGGAGGUCACAGACAGACAUGCAGCUCAAUGAGGUUUACUUUUUAUGAGGUCCAUCAUGUCUAUGAAGUUAAUGGGCUGCUGUUUCUGAAAACAAAGGAGCCUUCCAAAAAGUCAAAGUGUAAUGAACUGGAAAAAAACAAUUGCCCUCUUUUGAGUUUCCUGCUGCUGCUAACAACUGUAGUUUUAUUUAGGGCUGCAACUAAUGAUUAUUUUCAUUAUCGAUUAAUCUGCUGACUAUUUUCUUGAUUAAUCUGUUGGACUUUAAAACAUCAGAAAACUGCAAAAAAGAAAAAGAAAAAUACUAUUAUCCUAGGUCCCACAUCAUCAAAUGUCUUGGUUUUUUCCCAACUAACAGUCCAAAAAACUAAAAUAUCCAAUGAACUAUAAUGUAAGGCUAAGAAAAGUAGAGAUUUUUUACAUUUCAAAAGCCUGGAAGCAUCAAUGUUUAGCAUUUUUGCUUAAAAAUGAGAUGAUUAAUUGAUUAAAAGAAUAGUUGCUGAUUGAUUUUCCUUUCAUUGACUAUAAUCGUUGCAGCUCUAGUUUCAUUUAUCUCUUUCGAAUGUUUCUUUUGUGUGUUCUUUGUUUCCUGGCCAAGAUGAAAGAUGUAUGUCUGGCUUGAUGCUCUGUCUGUGUUCAGGAUUGUCUAAAUUCCCCCUAAAGUUUCAAGCUCAUCAGAGAUUGCAACUUUUAUGGCCUUCAGUUAUUUAACGGAGUACUCCAGCGGUUGUAAUAUUGCGCUUGCUUUCAGGUGGCUGACUCACAAGAGGCAUUAAAUACAAACUGGUCUAAUUCAGAUAUAUAUAGAUAUCCUGACUAGUACGAGUCAGAUUCCCCAAAACACUGGAUCCUACAUUUCCCACAAUGCAACUGGAAAGUCUUUCAUUAGAUAUGUCCUGCCUCCUUAAUCCCCCUCUUUGAAACCCAACUUGCCCAGUUUGUUAAGAAGGCCUCCUGAUAAAAUUGUGCCUGGCCCAGGAGGAGGCAACCCUGAUGACGUCAUUAUGUCAUCAUAGUGUUUAUUUUUUAAGAAUAUAGAAAGCUCCACCCAGAGGUGAAUAGCUGAACUUCAUGUGUAAAAUCAGUGGCGUGUCCCAUUAAAAGAAAACACCACUUGAGCCUCAUGAUUAUAAUCCCUUCUAGUUUAACUUUAGAUCACUGACUGGUCAUUAAUGUCCCCACUGUGUGACGCCAAUGAUGACCAUGACCACCACGACAUGUGUCAAAAAUGGAGAAAGUGAAGUUUAGGUUGUUUUACACUUAAAGAUUACAAAAGGGCAAUACAAUAUUACAAGUGUAUAAAUCCACACUGAUGGAUUGAAAACAAACACUUGACAUCAAGAGGCCAGUUGAGAUGCUAUAUUUCAUUUCGGUGUCAAUUUUAACAAGAUUCACCCAAACACUUCUACUAUGGGAAAACAACAAAUUGAUUUUAAGCUAUGAGGGAGAGAUGAAUAUGUCUUUGUUUAAGCAUGAGUUAGAGGACUAAAGUGGGUUCCGUGGUUGAACCACUCAUGUGGAGAACAGAAAGAGGAACCAACUGUAUGUGGGAACUGUAGGCCUAUUGUAACUCCCGAGAUUUCAAAACCUCUAAUUAACCAUCUAAUUAAUACUGCACCGUAGGCGUGUACAUUGCAGAGCUGUUUAAUAACUCUAGAGACAAAACAAAUGCAGUUUGCUCAGAGGAUGACAGGGCGCAUUAAAUUAUUCUCUGCAAGCUAAACCGGUUCAGCUGACCCACCGUGGCAUAAUCCAUGACACCGCGUUUAUUAUAUGAUUUGAUAAUUAAGGAGAUUUCUUUUUUUUUUUUUUUUUUUUUUUUUUUUUUUUUUUGUGGAGAUGCCCAGACCAAGGUUGAACUGUGUUUUUUGCUCAACGUCUGUUAGUGUAACUAUUUGCAUUAUGUAUUUGUAAAUAUGACAACGACAGAUCUCUAAUUGUGAAUAA